Molecule: messenger RNA, 1202 nt
Organism: Prorocentrum cordatum
Lineage: Eukaryota; Dinophyceae; Prorocentrales; Prorocentraceae
Source: the annotation of a GenBank genome assembly
GUGAAUCGGAUCAGCACCGUGAGCGACCACGUGCUGAUUGGUGGCGUCUUCCACGCGGGGAUCCAGGUCUUCGCGCGCGAGUGGGGCUACGGCUUCACGGAGGACGACGAGACCGGCAUCACCUUCACUGCGCCGAGGUGCAACUAUCAGCACACGUACCGCGCAACGGUGCAGAUGGGGCUGACCGAAUUCAGCGAGCAGGAGGUGGACGACCUGCUCCAGCGAAUGAUGUUAACGUGGAGAGGACCGGAGUACGACCUGAUCCACCGGAACUGCCUAGACUUUGCAAACGAAUUCGCCCAGGCGCUCGGCGUCGGGCGCAUCCCGGGCUGGAUCGACCGCUUCGGCCGUACGGCCCGGAGCGCGGACAGGCUGUCGAAGCACGCGGUCGCGGGCGUGCAGAACACGAGGCAGCUGGCGAAGAAUGUUGGUUCGGACGUGCACCAGGUUUUGAGGGAGCUGCGGACGGAGGUCGAGGAGGUGAGCCAGUGGACCGUGAGACAGGUCGUGGACGGUGCGCGCGGCGAGGCUCCAAGGAUCGGCGAGGCGCUGGCGGGCUGGGGCCAGAACUUCGUGCAGGCCGCCACGCGGGCGCUGGGCGACGCGCCUCCCAGCCGGGAGCGGCGGCUGCAGGAGCGCGAAGGCGCUCGGGGGAGGGCUCGGAGGAGCAGGAAGAGGACCCGAGCCGGAACCGUCCUGUUUCUGCUGCCCGACGUCGACGUGCACGCCAGGGUGGGCACGGAGCUCCAGAACUCUAUGGGCCAGCAGCAGGCCGCGCAGCCGGAGGUGACGUCCUGAGGCCCCGGGUGGCCGGCGCCGCCCAUGUGCGCCCCUCGCAGCGCCCGGCCUUCCAUCACCUCCUCUCCUGUGUGCUGCCUCCCCGCCUCGGCCCGCCCCUCCCUCGGGUAACAGCGCAUGUUAGCUGUUCCCCAUCUGCCCUCUCCCUCUCCCCUGAGAUCCCUGGCGUCGCAUCUUUUCCGCAGCGGGCGAUGCGGCCCCUUGUCGGGCCCCAAGGCGCUUACAGGACGAUCUGGCCCGCAAAGUACCGCAGAAAGAUGGGGUCUAGGGCUCCGGCCGACUUGUGCUUACGAUGUUGCAUGUUUUUCGUGACGGGUCGCGCCCUGCUCCCACGGGUUGAGUAUGUUGUUUUUGCUUACGAUGUUGCGCCCUGCUCUCUGGGACAUGCGUCGGAGGCCGAAUAA